Messenger RNA from Melitaea cinxia (Glanville fritillary), 1114 nucleotides. It is a transcript of the gene Cpr100A, whose product is annotated as metacaspase-5. Gene Ontology annotation, cellular component: chitin-based extracellular matrix. The record is from RefSeq and is a predicted model, not a curated record. Gene Ontology annotation, molecular function: structural constituent of chitin-based larval cuticle. Bases 39 to 845 code for a protein of 268 amino acids. Lineage: Eukaryota; Metazoa; Arthropoda; Insecta; Lepidoptera; Nymphalidae. The transcript has a single exon.
UUUGUUACUUUCACGCGAGCAGUGCACAUUUUAGCAAAAUGUACAGGCUCUUUAUAUUUGCCUUUGUGAUCGCGGCAGUCGCGUGUCAGCAACAAGAGGGAGCAAGACGAGUUCCGAAAUACGCGGGUGAUCCGAAAACAGCGGCUAUUGUGCAAGAGGCACGUUACCUCAGUGGAAAUGGAGCUUUUGGAGCCGCUUACCAGCAAGAAGAUGGUAUCGACUUCAAAGAAGAAACAGAUGCUGAGGGCAACAGAAGAGGUAGCUACUCCUACAUAGAUCCUACUGGACAAAGAAAAACUGUGAACUACAUCGCCGGCAAGAACGGAUUCCAAGCUAGUGGUGAUCAUAUUCCCACUGCGCCUCAGCCCGUUGCCCCUACCCCUGGAUACACACCCGAUCCUCGUUAUAACUCUCCUGACUACAAAGCACCCCAGUAUAGUGCUCCUCAGCAGUACUCAGCUCCUGUUGCUCCUCGUAACUACGGUGGAAAACCAAACAUCGACGAUGGUCAAUACUAUCCUGAAAUUUACGAAAGCGAAAAUCAAGAUGCUCCACAACAACAAUACCAAGCACAACCUCAAUACCAGGCUCAAACUCAAUACCAGCCUCAACCAGAAUAUCAGCCGCAAUAUCAGACCCCACAAUACAACCCUAACAGCAUCUACCCAGGAGUUCAGCAGGCGCAAUAUAGUGGAAUUCAGACACAACAGUACAACGCGCCACAACAAGCCCAACAAGAAUACUACCAGCCCACUACUCCUCAACCAGCGCGCUUCUUCCCUCCGGGCAAGUUCAGCUUGAACCGUGCGCCCGACGGUUACACUUACUCGUUCCACAAAGUAUAAAUUUUACUUUGAGAAAAGGGACUCGGCGAUUUGUAAUGCUCGAAACGUAAAAAGCUCGCAUCAAUUAGUAAUUUGCCGAGUCAUCAGAGAAGCGCUGCGAGUACGUGCUCGCUUGCUGCGAAAGCAUUUCUUAAUUGUUGUUUGCUGUGAUAUUGUGUACUAAUGGACAAAGUGUUGUUAAUAGCAUUACUAGUUAUGGAAUACAUAAUAGAAAGCGGUUGAAGCAAUAAUUGCAUCUUGUAAAUAAAUUUAAUAUUACUUACUAUUAA